AUGGCCAGUCAGCGCGACUGGGACGUUCAGCUUCCUGGUAUCUUGCUGGCCUAUCGCACAACACCACAGUCCAGCACUGGUUACACACCGGCUUACCUGCUGUUCGGUCGUGAAGUAUGCCUUCCGCAGGGUGUCGCGUAUGGCUUGCCUUGUGAUGACUCGGCGCCCACUGAAGCCGCUUACGUUCGCACUCUCCGCCAGAGACUGCAACAUGCGCAUACCGUUGUCCGCAAACGGCUUGCAAAUGUCCAUCGCCACCAGGCACGGUUGCACGAUGCUGGUAUUUCGGCAGUCCGCUAUGAGGUGGACGACUUGGUAUGGUUACUGGUGCCCGCUGUGCCGGUUGGCACGACACCAAAGCUCGCUCGACCAUGGAAAGGCCCAUUCCGUGUGGUGGACAAAUUGUCCGAGGUUGUGUACCGCAUUGCUGACACGCGUCCGCCUGGCAAACGGCAGGUGGUACAUGCCAACCGCCUCAAGCGAUGCCAUGUCCGACCAGAACGCCUCGUCGUGAUACCGGAAGUGCUCGCAGAGCCACCCCCGCUGGACCCUCCGGUUUCCACCUACGCUGCGACGCUACCGACCGGCUCUAUCUCGAGGACGUCGACGACAGCCUGGAGUCGUUCCCAGACCCUGUGCUUGCUGUUCCUCCGCCUGCACGUGUGCAACUUCUAG
Molecule: messenger RNA, 675 nt
Organism: Sycon ciliatum
Lineage: Eukaryota; Metazoa; Porifera; Calcarea; Leucosolenida; Sycettidae
Exons: 1
Coding region: 1-675 (224 amino acids)
Molecular function (GO): nucleic acid binding
Source: RefSeq, a predicted model, not a curated record